AUGAUAUCAACAAAAACUUUGAAUGAUGCAAGAGAAAAUGUAAAGUCUAUAUCAACACUUGUUUCAAAUAAAUAUAUUGUUCCGUCUCCUCUUUCUUCCCUACCUCACGCUUCCCGUUAUCUUAACCUAUAUUGCACGACACAACGUAGUGCUCAGACACAACGACAUUACGUGACAAAUCGAUUCAGCAGAAAUCUAAUAUGGCCGAAUCGAAGAAAAGAAAUAAACUCAAAAUUGAUCAUCGGAGGAAUUAUUUUAAUUAAUGCCGCAGUAUUUGGUGCUUGGAAAUACGCCAUGUUUCUUGGUCAAUACUAUCGUGAUUGGAGGCUUUACUCUUUUAUGACAAAGAAUCUGUUAAUGGGUAUUAAUAAUAUAAAGGCGGGAAGAUGGUGGACAAUGAUCACUGCAAAUUUUAGUCAUUCUAAUCCAUGGCAUCUUGUCCUGAAUUGCUUUGUCUUUUGGAGCUUUGGACCAGCAAUUUUGGGACUUAUUGGAGUAAAACAAUUUGUACUGGUUUAUCUUGCCUCUGGAUUAAGCGGAUCUCUAGCACACUUAUUCUAUCAUUAUAAGAUUAGACCAAGAACAAUCGAUCGACGUUUUUUACCCGUAACUCAUAGUCAAGGCGCUUCAGCCUGUGUAAUAGGAAUCAUCACAAUCUUUGCACUAAAAAAUCCAUUUGAAACUGUCAUCCUAUUCAUCAUACCGAUGCCUGCCAUAGCAGCAAUUGGAUUGUUUGCUGCCUACGAUAUUUACAAUUCUUGGCAUCCUGGGAGAAAUUUAGUUGAUUCGUCUGCACAUUUAGGUGGUGCACUGUUCGGGGCACUUUAUUAUUGGACGAGAUUACGGCCGAAAACGAGAGGUAUUAUUCGUGCCGGACGAUUCAAGAUAUAA
Messenger RNA from Ambispora gerdemannii, 891 nucleotides. The record is from the annotation of a GenBank genome assembly. Lineage: Eukaryota; Fungi; Glomeromycota; Glomeromycetes; Archaeosporales; Ambisporaceae.